Molecule: messenger RNA, 2574 nt
Organism: Folsomia candida
Lineage: Eukaryota; Metazoa; Arthropoda; Collembola; Entomobryomorpha; Isotomidae
Product: zinc finger protein 583
Exons: 5
Coding region: 1402-2427 (341 amino acids)
Biological process (GO): regulation of DNA-templated transcription
Molecular function (GO): DNA-binding transcription factor activity, RNA polymerase II-specific; RNA polymerase II cis-regulatory region sequence-specific DNA binding
Source: RefSeq, a predicted model, not a curated record
GAUAAUAAAUAACUCUAGUGGCAAGAAAGUGCAGUCAUUUCAGUUUCGCCAAGUUAAUAUCUGCUCCAAGUCCGUGGUUAUUUUUUUACGUACAUUGUUAUACGUUUUAGAAGCGCCUCUUCAAAUAUAUGAUGAGGGCAUUUAGGUGUAACCUCUGUCACAAAGCAUUCAAGACGUCUUAUCAGCUGCAGGCGCAUGCCAAGACGCACACGGGCGAAAAACCUUUCAACUGCAACCACUGUCCAAAGGCAUUUUUGCAAAUGGGGACUUUGCGCUACCACAUUUUGACCCACACGGGCGAACGACCGUAUCCCUGUCACCGUUGUCCUAAGCGUUUCCGCCAGAAGUCCAAUCUAGACCAACACCUUCGCAUCCAUCUCAACAUCUGCUUGUGCUAAGUUUCUGGUCAACCUUUUCAGUAAACUGGCUUAGUAAAGAUAACAUUUGUUUAAACCAGUUACCCGUCAACGGUGUACAUACAUAUGCAUAAAUAUGCGUACAUACGUAUUAAAAUGCGUACAAGCUGCUCCUUUUAAUUCCCUGUUCUGCACCUCCCCGACUUUAUACAAGAUAAUAAAAGUGCAUGUAAAUGAACGCAGUGAAUAGCUUCCUCAUUCAAACUUGACAAGUUCUUCCUAUCGUCAUCCUAAAGUCGUGUAUAUCAUAAUACUAAUGAUGAUGAUAUCGUGAGUGGUGAAGUUUGCAUUUAUUUUCAUAGUGUGUUUAAUAGUACUGUUGGGUGUCCCCUGGAUUAUAUAUGUACAAUGUACAUAUCUGUUGUAUAGUUUCUCCGUUGUGGACCAGUUUCGAGCCGCAUAAAUAAUGCAUUGGCCUUAUAAUAUAUCUAUCUCGUUGGAAUUCAAUUGGCUCACAACCAACAUGUUUAAACGGUGAAAUCCCUGUAUAAGAUCGGUAUGUCCGGCUGUCUGUUGGUGGUCAAGUAACUCGUGAACGAACGACAUACAAACUUGAAACCUAGUUUAUUUAGGUCAAGGGUCAGACUUAUAGAAAACGAGCAAUGUAGGUGACAAGGCCACAGCGCCAGGUCAUAGGUCACGUUUUCUUAAAUUAGAGCGACAUCAUGCGAUGACUCGAAUCAAUAGUAUUUUCAAAUAGCUGUCCAACUGACUAGGUCAUUCUGACCUGCGACACCUCGGUGACAGGUCAAAGGUCACAAAUUUUUAAAACACGCCAGACUUGUUUAACAUAUUUUGAGCUCUGAACACAAAUAUGAUACCCGUUUUGACUGCGACACCCCAGUGAACGUGGUCUCAAAUGUUUAAAACGCGUCGGACGGUUAAUUUUAAGAUGGAAAACAUUUUGACGUAUGACACGCUGGUUUCACCCCUUGGUGAGUUUUGGUGAAAUAUGUGUUUUAACGGUUUAUUAACUUACUAAAACAUGGACGACAACAAAAGAAUAAAGAAGCUAAAUUUUACGCCCUCGUCAUGGUGGAUUCAGUGUCGAAUAUGCAAGGUUUGUAUUCAGGAUGAAGAUAAGUUUAUCGCCCACAUAUUGUCAAAACACCCAUCUUUGUCCUCAUCAUCACCAACGGCUUCUUCAAAUGAGAACUCAGAAGACGACGAAUCGUCUGAAACGAGUCGUAAAGGUCAUGCCGUUGGUUCCACGGACGAAAGUGAGGAUUAUUCCGAGGAUGAAAAUUUUCGUGUAAAGCAGGCGACAAAUCUGAUCAAGACGGAACCAUCAGCCUUGUGCGGAACUGUUUUAGGGAGCGUGCCAGAACGCCCAGAACACAAGGAAGCUCUUCUUAAUGAGUGGACGUCGCGAGUUUUUGGGGAGGAAAGGGUCCUGGCCGUGGAUCUUGUAGCAAUAGAAAUAGUGGAUCGCACGACCACACGUACAGACCACCCUUCUUGUGCCGACGAGGCACUGCAUAAAAGCAAUGAUAACCCCAUUCUCCGUUUGGCUGGAUCAUCCUGUACAGCAACUAAUUUACUGGGCAACGAAUUGGUGCCACCUCCCGCUAAUAGUACUAAUAGCAAUGACCGCGUUACGCUUGUCGAAGAGCAAGUUGAAGAACAACCGGAAGGAAGAUUAUUAGCAGAAUCCAGGCCCAUUGUGCCAGACUUGACAACGCACCCACAAAAUAUUGGCACGCUUGAAAACACCUCAGCCUUACCGGACAAGUUACACAAGUGCUGCAUUUGCCUCAAAAAGUUUACUUUCAGAGCUAACUUGAAUUGUCAUUUAUCUGUCGUACAUCUUUCCAAGAGCGGUCCAAGGGGGGAGCGAAUACUCAAAUGUGGGAUUUGUCCCAAAACCUUCUCCAAACGGAAGCAUCUCUCGCAUCACUCCUGGAUUCACACGAAAAAUGAUGAACAUCGGUUCAAGUGUCCACAAUGCAUGACUGGUUUCACGCGAAAGUCUCUUUUCAAAACUCAUUCGAAACAAUGCUGCAAAACUUAGUACAUUUCGCCCAGAGAAAGGACUGAUUCAGAAAAUGCUCAUAUUAUGAUUAUUAUGCAUUACUAUCUAAUAUCGGAUAUGCAUAUACAGCUUAUAUCAAAUUUAUUUAUGAAUAAACUGCAUGUUUUAUCGUUAUUCUUAAAACAA